Acanthosepion pharaonis is the source of this 1221-nucleotide messenger RNA. The record is from the annotation of a GenBank genome assembly. Lineage: Eukaryota; Metazoa; Mollusca; Cephalopoda; Sepiida; Sepiidae.
AUGUCGAAAAAACGAUUUCAACAGUCAAUAACCGGACCCAAGGGAACUUUUACGAGUUUUAUUAACGGCAAUGAAGCUUCCCCUAACGAAGAUGAUGUAACUUUUCAGGGCUUCACAUCUUACAUUGACUUGUCUCAAGAGCCCCAGGAUGUUCUCUCAAAUGAUGGACAUGAAAGUAAUUGGCAUUUAGAACUUAAUAAUGAUCUCCAACCAAAUCUUCUGCCAGGUGAGGGGACAAUUUUCAGCCUGGAUAAAGUCCUCAAAUUUAACUCCUUCAUGAAUCUUAAGCACGGAGUAUCUGGAGCUCUCCAUAUCACCAAUUACAAAUUGUCAUUUGUAACAUCAAGUAAAUUACCAAAAGGACUUGGAUACAAACUUCAGAAUUCUGUAACUUGUGAAAAUGACAUUCCAUUCACAAACAUUGAUUGUAUAUAUCAAGUUGAAGACACAUUGGAAACCAGCAUAUCCAGUCCCUCAGUUGAUGGAAAUGGUGACCUGAUGCCUUCAUCUAUCACUUCAUCCAGCUUCUUCAACAAUGGUUUCUUCAACCCUGCAAAGGAUUUCUUAGUUUCUUGUAUAAAUUCUUAUUAUUCGCCUCCUUCUCUCUUGCCGUCCUUUCUCCUCCUCCUCCUCCUUCUCUCUUGCCGUCCUUUCUCCUCCUCCUUCUCUCUUGCCGUCCUUUCUCCUCCUCCUUCUCUCUUGCCGUCCUUUUCUCCUCCUCCUUCUCUCUUACCGUCCUUUCUCCCUCCCUUCUCUCUUGCCGUCCUUUCUCCUCCUCCUUCUCUCUUGCCGUCCUUUCUCCUCCUCCUUCGCCGUCCUUUCUCCUCCUCCUUCUCUUGCCGUCCUUUCUCCUCCUCCUUAGCCUCCUUUCUCCUCCUCCCCUCCUUUCUCCUCCUCCCUUGUCCUUUCUCCUCCUCCUUCCCUUUCUCCUCCUCCUUCUCCUCCUCCUUCGCCGCCCUUUCUCCUCCUCCUUCGCCGCCCUUUCUCCUCCUCCUUCGCCGCCCUUUCUCCUCCUCCUCCUCCUUCUCUCUUGCCGCGCUUUCUCCUCCUCCUUCUCUUUUCCGCUUUCUCUUCCUCCUCCUCUUUUCCGCUUUCUCUUCCUCCUCCUCUUUUCCGCUUUCUCCUCCUCCUCCUCUUUUCCGCUUUCUCUUCCUCCUUCUCUUUUCCGCUUUCUCCUCCUCCUUCUCUUUUCCGCUUUCUCCUCCCCGUUUUUUUUGUUAA